This is a messenger RNA of Etheostoma spectabile (orangethroat darter), 6549 nucleotides long. It is a transcript of the gene arhgef4, whose product is annotated as Rho guanine nucleotide exchange factor (GEF) 4. Gene Ontology annotation, biological process: intracellular signal transduction. Gene Ontology annotation, molecular function: protein binding; guanyl-nucleotide exchange factor activity. The transcript has 13 exons. Bases 267 to 5180 code for a protein of 1637 amino acids. The record is from RefSeq and is a predicted model, not a curated record. Lineage: Eukaryota; Metazoa; Chordata; Actinopteri; Perciformes; Percidae.
GAUCAGGGGGGUGCUACCAUAGAAAUACUCAGUCAUAGGCAGUUCCAUUCUGUGGACACGCUUUCAGAGAGGGCACAGCCUGGCUCUGUAGAACCAGGAUCUGACUCAGCUCAAAUCCAGUCUGACACUGGGAAGGAUCCUGGAAACCAUUUGCCUCAUCGCCAAUUCUCAAAUAAUCUGUUGCUUAUUUCUGGCAACCAAGGAGCAGAGGAAACCUCCCCUCUGUUAUCAGAGAACUUUGGAGGAGAGAGGAGGGGGGAAGGAUCAUGGGCUCUCUUCUCCGGAAAAACCAAGAACAGGAGGUGGAGGGCAGUCAUGUUUAUCAUCACCAGGAAGAAAUUGUGGAAGCAGUAAGCAAAGCCAAUCUCUUACAGUCACAACUUGGCACAAUAGAGCUUUCUGAGCACAUAGAGCUGAGAGUAGGGCCAAAAGAAACACCCAGUGAUCCAGAUGCCUACUUUACUCAGCAUGUGCCUAAUAGGACAGGAACGUCAUCCCCCUCUCCUGCUGCUGCUGAGUCCACACAGGACAGUAGCGGAGGACACCCAGGCAUAGCUCAAAGGGCCAUUUCUCUGACAAACAUACAAACUGCUGUCAGCAGCAUUUCUAGCAAUUGUAAGCACGUUCUAAAGAUCCCUAAGCCUCCAUGUAGCCUGACCGCUCCUGUUUCUCUGCUCUCAGACUCCAACAAUAACACCAAGGCCAGUACAAACAGGGUGGGGAGAGGGGAGGGUUUAGGGUGUACGUCACAGGAAGCCCCGAGCAACUACGAAUGUAAUGAGAGUAUCAAUCGUCCUGUGGUUGAACCAUCAACAAAUGUGACCUCUGACCCCUCGAAAGAUGUAGACAAGCCCCAGGAAGAUUCAGAGUUGCUCCUGUCUUCACUGGACCACGAAGCCAACUGCAGCAGUCAGGACACUGAAUCUGUGCUAGGGGAAAGCAGGGCCAGCCACAGCCAUUCAAGCCCCGCUCAUGCAGACCAGCUAGAAGAUCUGAAGACCGAGAAGAUUAUUGAAGAUAAAACUGUUGUAAGUCUAAGGUUCAACUGCUCUCAUCCAGAAAGAAGUGAAGGCCUUCAAUCUUUAGUGUCACGUUCAGAGAGCAGAGGCCUAUUAAUGGACAGUGAAUUUAAAGCGAGAGAAGGGCACUACUGUAGCCAGCCAGAGGAUCACAGCUUACCUAAUAGGAGAAGAGGCAACUUAUCCAAAUUGUUUGAGGAAUAUACUCCGGCUGAAGAGUGUAGAGACCCUACGCCGGUCAGAUUGACAGCUCCACAGCAGGAGGUGAGGGUAGUAAGGUACUCGCACCCUGAUGUUAGCCACAACCUGCUUGCUGUCAGUUGUUUAGAGCCAAUUUUGGAGACUGAGCGUUCACUGGAAAACUACGGCACAACAGAGGAUGAUUUAAAAAUAGAAACAAAGAUAGACUAUGAGGUUAUGGUGCCUGCUAAAGACGUUGGGGGGGAUAUUGCUAACCUUUCAGGGGACAUCUCCAGCCCCAAGAGUCAACACCACCAGCCUGAAAUGGAAGAAGAAUCUCUGACAGCUGCUGAGUUAGAACCUGAGGUCAACCCAGCAACACCUGUUCUAUGUGGUAGAGAUGAAAGGCACUCCAGACCUAACACGGUUGCCUACGAUGCUGUUUCUUCCACCUCAGCUAGCAGCAACUGCGACGAGUUGGACGACCCUCACUUUGACAUUUCUGCCAGAAGUGCCAACCUUGACAAAACGACCAAGAGAAGCAAAACAAAAGGCACCCAGACAGGGAAUAAAGGCUCUAAGUUUUCCGUCUUUGCUAAAAUGCCUUCUUUUAGGAAGGCUAAGGGCUCAAAAGGUUCUAAAAGUGAUGAGUGCCCCCAGGAAUCAUCAGAUGGGGGAGGUGAGGGCCCUCUGUCUGGGGAAGGGCCACAUAGGGACAACUCAGACGACGAGGUUUUUGUCAAAGGUGACAUCCUGAAUCAAACCGCUCACCAGGCGUUGUCCUCAUCGCAUUGCGAGAUAGAAGAGGACUGUGGCUUUUACCCCUCGACCCCCGACACUCGCCAUGGCCAUCAGCCAGUCAGCCAAGGGAGUAGUGGGGAGGGUAACGGGGGACCCAGCCCAGAUAACCCCCUCCUCAGGCAAGUCCAGUCACCCAAUGGACAGACCUACAAGAGGAGCAAGAGCAACGACAGUUUAAACAUCCGCAUGCGCUUUGCACAAGCACACAAGUCCAUUUCCAGCCUGUUUGAGUCCCGGUCGAUGGAUAAGGAGAAUGAGGAGCAGCCCACAGUGGGCAUUGAUGUGGAUUCUGCUGCAGCCAAGCAAUCCAGGAGGAAGCCAAAAAGGACCAAGGAGGCUGAGCUGCUGAAAAGAACUCAUUCAUUGCCAGAUGAGGAAUGUAGCAACGCGGCUUCUGGCCGGGGCUGUGGAGAUUUAACGUCCUCUCCACCGCUGGACAGGCUCAGCAGUCCAGGGUCACCAUCCUCCCUCAGAGCCCUUCGCCACACUGAUCCCAUCACCAAGCGGGGAGUUCCACACGGUAGUGGAAAGGAAAACCCCCAUGGGUGGAAAUCUGAGGGCCAGAGAAGAAAAUGUUCACCGAAUGGUGUACCUACCACACUGUGUGUGUCCGGCCCACUUCCAUUUUUAGCCUCUGCAGUCCCACAGCCCCAUCACACCAGUCCUGUUUCACCUUUAAGUUCCUGCGCAGUAGGCACCCUUACUCAUCAGCUUCCGCCAUCCUGCACCAGGUCUCACCCAGUGGCCAGCGAGGGUUUGACUAAGAGCCCCCUACGGCCAAUGAGCCCGAAACCCAACAGUCCUAGGCCAGCGGCUCAGCGUAAAAUCUUUUACUACCCUCACUCAGCAAGGACCAGUACUGUCUGCCCUAUCCUUCUGGGCCAGUCGGUCAGCAUGGAGGGAUUAACGGACCCCCCCGAGAGACCUAAGACCCUGAAACCCUCAGCCAGCCCUCUGGGUCUCAGCCUCAGCCCUCUGGAUGCAGCUGAAUGCAGAAUAGACAGCCAAUCACACGUCAGCCUGUAUGCCAUCGGCUCUAUCAACGAAUUAGAGGGUACACAGACCGAGGGCCGCCCCGCGAGCCAGUCCAGAACAAGAAGGCUGUUGGGGGAGAAGUGCGAGGGGAAGGCCUCGGUGGUUCUCGCUGGGCUGAGGACUGGCUGCUGGGUGGACCUGGGCCCCGAUGGAGGCGGCCGGCAGCCGAGGCCAAAGUUUUCAGACGACCUCUGGAUUGAAGAGCGAAAGAAAUACCAACGCAAACUGGCCCGAGCUAUCAGGGGGAGCCUGGGCCAACUCAACACACUGUUAUGCGAAGACGUGGACAAAACUGAUGCUGGAGUUAUCUUGGGGCCCAUUGAAGCCUUCCGGGGGAUGCCCCUCAAAUCCCACUGCUUUUCUCAGAGCACCCCCAUCGGUCUUGACUGCCUGGGCUGGAGAAGACACAUCUACUCCUCGGUGGUUGUUCCUGACGAGGCGUCAGAGAAGGCGGGGCUUGGAGACGAGCUGGGCAGCGAAGAGGAUCUGCUGUACGAAGAGUUUCACAGUUCUGGGCAUCGCUUUGGACACCCGGGAGGAGGCGGAGGAGAGCAGCUAGCCAUCAAUGAGCUGAUCAGUGAUGGCAGCGUGGUGUACGCUGAGGCCCUCUGGGACCAUGUCACCAUGGACGACCAGGAGCUGGGCUUCAAGGCUGGUGAUGUCAUCGAGGUAGUGGACGCCACCAACAAGGAGUGGUGGUGGGGCCGCAUCAUGGACAGUGAGGGCUGGUUCCCCGCCAGCUUUGUACGGUUGCGUGUGAACCAGGAUGAGCCCAUGGAGGAGUAUCUGGCCCACCUGGAAGGGGCUCAGGCUGGUGAGGAGAGUCGGGCAGGUCUGGGCUUGUUGCUGGGACCAGGUUUGCCCUGCAAAGAACAGAUGAGGACCAAUGUCAUCAAUGAGAUCAUGAGCACAGAGAGAGACUACAUCAAGCACCUAAAAGACAUCUGUGAGGGCUACAUCAAACAGUGCCGCAAGCGGACAGACAUGUUCACGGAAGAGCAGCUUCGCACCAUCUUUGGAAAUAUUGAAGAUAUCUACCGAUUCCAGAGGAAGUUCCUGAAAGACCUGGAGAAGAAAUUCAACAAGGAGCAGCCGCACCUGAGCGAGAUCGGCUGCUGCUUCCUUGAACACCAAACCGAUUUCCAGAUCUACUCUGAGUAUUGCAACAACCACCCCAACGCCUGCGUCCAGCUCUCCAAGCUCAUGAAGGUCAACAAGUAUGUGUUCUUCUUCGAGGCCUGCCGACUCCUGCAGAAGAUGAUCGACAUUUCCCUGGAUGGCUUCCUGCUCACUCCCGUGCAGAAGAUCUGCAAGUACCCGCUGCAGCUGGCUGAGCUGCUCAAAUACACCAACCCACAGCACAGGGACUACAAAGAUGUGGAGGCGGCCUUAAACGCCAUGAAGAACGUCGCCAGGCUGAUCAACGAGCGGAAACGACGCCUCGAGAACAUUGACAAGAUUGCCCAGUGGCAGAGCUCCAUAGAGGACUGGGAGGUGCGUGCGUGUGUGUGUGUGUGUGUGCAUUCCAUGCAGGGCGAAGACGUCCUCAGCAGGAGCUCUGAUCUCAUCUUUUCGGGGGAGUUGAGCAAGCUGUCCCAGCCACAGGCCAAGAGUCAGCAGAGAAUGUUUUUCCUCUUUGAUCAUCAGAUGGUGUACUGCAAAAAGGACCUCCUGCGGCGGGACAUGCUGUACUACAAGGGUCGGAUGGACAUGGACCACAUGGAGGUGAUAGACGUGGAAGACGGUAAGGAGAAGGACUUCAACAUCAGCGUGAAGAACGCCCUGAAGCUGCGCUCUCUGACCGGGGACCAGGUCCACCUGCUGUGCGCCAAGAAGCCGGAGCAGAAGCAGCGCUGGCUCGGAGCCUUCGCUGACGAGAGGAUUCAGGUCCAGCACGACCGUGACACAGGGUUCUCUCUCACAGAGGUCCAGAAGAAACAGGCCAUGUUUAACGCCUGCAAAAGCCAUCCAGCUGGGAAACCAAAAGCAGUGACCAGACCUUACUAUGACUUCCUCCUGCGACAGAAACACCCGUCCCUCCCCACCGCCUUGCCCCAGCAGCAGGUGUUCAUGCUGGCCGAGCCCAAGCGCAAAACCUCCACCUUCUGGCACAACAUCGGCCGACUGACACCUUUCAAGAAGUGAAGGAGAGAAAAUCGUAAAGCCGUGGAGCGAAGGAACUGAAGGGGGGAGUUGGGGGGAGAGAAGCGCUCUCUGCUCGUGCCUGAAUAGACCCUUUUUAAUUAAUCUCCUUUUCUUUUCGUACACGUAACAUUGCCCUUAUUGAAACACUGAUCCAUUGUAUAGCUGAGGAUUAUUAUGAUGAGGACGAGAUAAUUUUUUUUGAAAGCACUUUAUAGGUUGGUUAACAAUCAGACUUGAGAAUGGUCUCCCGGAGACACUGAAUCAAACGGGGGGGUGGGGUGGACUCCUGCUUAACUUACUACUACUGCUACUACACCUCCGAUCAAGCGCCGACUGGUACUAAUACUACUACUGUACUGCUGCGGGCGGGCGCGGGACUCCCGAUUGUGCUGCCUCUGUGAACGACAAAAAAAAGAAAAAAAAAGAAAAUAGUUGUCAUUUCUUUCCACUGUUGUGUUGUUUUUUUCGAUUUCACAGAUGCCAAGUGUUCGCAGUGCCAGACCAUUUUGUUUUUUUAUAUUUGAUCUGUGUCUGUUUAUGAAGAAGAAGAAAAAGGGAACAUUGAAAGUGUGUGUGUGUGUGUGUGUGGGGGGGGUCCCUGUGCUUUUUCUCUGUGCAAAUAUAUAAUAUCAGGAUUUUAUUUGAGCUGUUUUUUUUUUUUUUUUUUUUUUUAAGUGUCUAGUGAUCUCCAUCCGCCAGGAUUUAGUUCCGUGCGUCUCUGGUGCAUUUAUGGUAUUGUGCAAACACUUGAUAAAAAAUUGUCAAAUGCAAGAGCAGAAGAAGAAGAAGAUUUUUCUUUUUAUUCAGCAAAACGGCAGCAACACACAUUCCUUGAGUCUGAUCCUCGACUCCUCCUUUUACCCUUCAUGUCAAUAAGAGUAAACACCUUGGUUAUUUCUUUCUCUCUCUCUUUUUUUAAAGUGCCAUUUGAAGUGUGUCACGGAUGACUUACAAUGACAUGCAUGGAUGUGAUGAAAAAAUGCUGUGAAGAAUAUUUUUUUAUCUCUGAAGAACCCUGCUAUAUUUAACCAGACUUCAGGAGCUGAGGUUUUCAUUGUGCUACUUGGCUGACAGCAUCACACACCACACACACACACACACACACACACACACACACACACACACACACACACACACACACAUACACACAUACACACGCUCUUUUAUCUACCUUUACUGUACUUCUGAUAGCCGGUGUUCCUGCUCUGUGUAUCUGGUCUCCAGUAUAAUCUCAUUUCUGAUCGAUGCAGCCCAGUGAAAUCGCUCUGUAAGUGCAUUCAGUAAAAUGUGCUCCUUUCACCUUUUGUGUUCAAAUGUUUUAGCUUCUGACGAUAUGGAAUAUUAAACAUUCCUAAGCUGACAAAUGUGA